Messenger RNA from Sinocyclocheilus rhinocerous, 2326 nucleotides. Its product is annotated as EGF-like repeat and discoidin I-like domain-containing protein 3. Bases 135 to 1520 code for a protein of 461 amino acids. NCBI's taxonomy places the organism in Eukaryota, Metazoa, Chordata, Actinopteri, Cypriniformes, Cyprinidae. The record is from RefSeq and is a predicted model, not a curated record. The transcript is spliced from 11 exons. Gene Ontology annotation, molecular function: signaling receptor activity; calcium ion binding. Gene Ontology annotation, cellular component: plasma membrane.
AGCAGCAGCAGCAUCACUGCUCAGAGUCACAGCAUCACCGGACAUCCUCACUGCGAGUCUCUCUGCCAUUAUAUCUGCAUCACAGCUGAAACACGGGACGCAUCGAGGCUGCACAAUACACAAGUUUCCCCGCGAUGGUGCCUUUAUUUUUGUUCCUGGUCGUUCGCAUUGGCGCAUCCAUCCCACAUCCGAAAUCUGCGGGUGAAGUAUGUGAACCGGUUCCGUGUGAGAACGGUGCUGACUGUCCCAGUACACCAGCUGAUGAAAAUGUUUCUUCAUCAGGCUGGGAAGAGCAAUCUGUAAUUGGGCCCUGCCGCCCAAACCCCUGUCACAACGGAGGGGUGUGUGAACUCAGUGAGACCUACCGCGGCGACACUUUUGUCAGGUAUUUGUGCAGGUGUCCGCUUGGCUUCGAUGGUGUCCACUGCCAACACAAUGUUAACGAGUGUGAGAAAAAUCCAUGCAAAAAUGGAGGCAGCUGCACAGACCUGCAAGCAAACUACACCUGCCAGUGUCCCGGCGAAUACAUGGGGCGGAACUGUCAGUACAAAUGUUCUGGGCCUUUAGGGAUGGAAGGGGGGAUCAUUUCGAACCAGCAGGUAACAGCUUCCUCCACACAUCGAGCUCUGUUCGGCCUGCAGAAGUGGUUUCCGUACUUCGCCCGACUCAACAAGAAGGGCCUUGUCAAUGCCUGGAGUGCAGCCGAGGGUGAUCGAUACCCAUGGAUUCAGAUAAAUCUGCAGCGGAGGAUGAGGGUGACCAGACUGAUAACACAGGGUGCCAAGCGAAUCGGAAGCCCAGAGUACGUGAAAUCAUAUAAAAUGGCAUAUAGCGACGACGGGAAGGCCUGGAGCAUGUUUAAAGUCAAGGACACGGAUGAGGACAUGAUAUUCACUGGAAAUACUGAUAAUAAUGCCCCCUCGGCCAACUCCUUCAGUCCACCAAUCGAAGCGCAGUACGUCCGCAUUUACCCACAAGUCUGUAGGAAGCACUGCACACUGCGAAUGGAGCUCCUGGGCUGUGAGCUCACAGGAUGCUCAGAGCCCAUGGGGAUGAAGACCGGACACAUCCAGGACUAUCAGAUCACCUCCUCCAGUGUGUUUCAGACCCUGAACAUGGACAUGUUCUCCUGGGAACCAUCCAAGGCCAGACUGGACAAACAGGGCAAGGUCAACGCAUGGACAUCAGCCCAUAAUGACCAAUCCCAAUGGCUGCAGGUGGAUUUGCUGAUUACCACCAAAAUCACAGGAAUUAUCACCCAAGGAGCCAAAGAUUUCGGGCAUGUGCAGUUUGUCGGUUCCUACAAAGUGGCAUUCAGUAAUGAUGGAGAGAAAUGGCUCAUCUAUCAGGAUGAGAAACAACAGAAGGAUAAGAUCUUCCAAGGAAACUUUGACAACGAAACACACAGAAAGAAUGUGUUAGAUCCGCCGAUCUACGCCCGAUUCAUCCGGAUUCUUCCGUGGUCGUGGUACGGACGCAUCACUAUGAGGGCGGAGCUUCUGGGCUGUCCGGAGGAAUAGUGAAACUGCGGCGCACUUUAUGACAAACUGUGUAAAAAUAACAUUUCUAAUGGUGAUCUUUCAAGGAUGCCUUUUGGCCUGAUUCAAAAAUGAAAGAUCUUUUGAUUACAGUCGACGAUAGUCAAUGAUUGCGAUGACUUUGAAUGGAUUUGUUUUUUUGCUCUGGAAAUUGCCACAACUUACGAUGCUUUUCAAAUGUUAUUGUCACUGUACAACUGACUACUUUAUUUUAGAGUAUUAUCAGAAAUAGGUCAAUUGAAUUCACUCAGGUCAAAGGUCACAUGCUAGAAUAGUUCAAGUAUAUGAUUUAUGAGUAUAAGGAGGAGCUGAGAACUGUUGUUGCUAUUCUUAUAAAUUUAUGUAUAUUAACUACUAAAUGUUGUCAUUUGUAAUUUAUUAAAAUUAAAUCGUGCAAAAUCGAUGAAUGAGAAGGAGAGUGGGGUAAACUGUGCCGCAUAUCAAGAUUGACUUCACAUGGAAUGACACAGACAAGACUAAAGGCUUGUUCACAGCAAGAAAGAUAACUAUAACGAAAACAAUGAUGUUAACUAUGUUAGCUUCCACACAAUGCAUGAUAUCGUUCUCUUUAUUAUAAGCGCGCACUGCAGUUUGUCAUCAGAUCUACAGUUGUUUAGCAAUUUUUUUUGUGGGUAAAAUCCACGAUUGGGAAUUUUGCAUGAGGGACAAAAAUGUUCCCACAAUGAUUUAACUGCAGUUUCACAUUGGCCACACUACUAAACUAAAUUUGCAUUGAUUUAUGUAUUCUAACUUAAAUAUCCAACCAUUUGGAUCACACAGUUUUAACA